Molecule: messenger RNA, 2302 nt
Organism: Hydractinia symbiolongicarpus
Lineage: Eukaryota; Metazoa; Cnidaria; Hydrozoa; Anthoathecata; Hydractiniidae
Exons: 2
Coding region: 1127-2302 (391 amino acids)
Source: RefSeq, a predicted model, not a curated record
AAUGUUAUAAUAUAAAAAGAUGAACAAACUUUUCCUACGUUGUCAAUAGUUGUAUUUAUCCCGGUGUUUUUUGUUGCGAAAGCCCUUAAAGUUUGAGUUUCUAUUCAAUAAUUGAUGAUUUAACAUAGCGUGGUUUUGUUGGCCUUCAUCUUUUAGGUGGUGUUUUACAUACAAGCAGCAAUGUUGAAAAAAAAGCAACCUAGAAAGAGUGAACAUACAACGGCUAAUAUUACAGAAAAGAAGUAGGCUAGAAUUAAAUAGAAUGGAAGAAUAAUCAUUUAAAAGUUAUCUUUCUGAUCGCCAGUAUUACCUUCCUAACUUCCUAAGUAUAUACUCCCAAUAUUUCUGCAAUGUGUCAACAGUACCGUCAUCAUCAGUCAAAACAAAACAAAAAAGAAACCAGUUUAUUUUAAUUAGUUUCUACUCAAUUAAUAAUAUAAUUAAUCCAAUAUAAUGACAAAAUAAUCUUUAUUGGUGACAAAUAGUGAUUAAAUUGUCUGGAGAAUGCAUCAAAUUAGGUCAUUUCUGUAAAAAAAACUUUUUCUUAAAACGUCAUAAUCUUUCAGUUUAUUUCAUUGCAUUUAAAUAGCAUAUUGACGUUAUGCAACGAUUAGAACCGUUUGUUUACCUUUGGAAUUCAGGUUAAUGAUUAUCUUGUGAAUUAGCUUGCCUUUUUUAAGUUUCACAAGAAAACAGAAAUCAUGUAGUUACUAACGUUAGCUGUUGAAGAAGAGAUGUACACUUGUAUUGAUUAUAAAAGUUCUUGAAAAUUUGCAAACUGUCUUUCUAUAUGCUCUUUUUGCAAAAUUAUCAAUAGAAUUAGUAUGAGCAAUGUUAACAACAACUGGACAAUGUUAGGUGCAACUGAGCAAUGUUGAUAUAACAACUGGACAAUGUUGGAUGACAACUGAACAAUGUGGGAUAACAACUGAACAAUGUUGGAUGAAAUGUAAUUAGACAUCACAUAAUCCGACAACUCUCAUUGAGAUGGUAACUGAAUAGUUGCGUGCUGAUAUACGUUCUGCAAAAUAACAUGUUUGCGAAAUGCCAUGGGAACGGAGAAAGAAAUUUUUUAACAUAACUUUAUGAUUUAAAAUACUAUUACUUUAACAAGAGAAGGAUAAAGAUGACUAAUAACGAACUUACAGGCAAUAAAAAGGCAGAAAAACCUUCCUUUUUAUCGAAACGGGUUUUAAGAACACAAAAGAGGAAUGCUUGGGAGAGUCUUAUUUUGUCAAAUCAACAAGAACAACUGGAUAAACAAAAAUGGAAUCGCUAUGCAACACAUUUUACGAAUAUGUCCAAAAUGACAAAGGUAAUCACAGGUAUUAGAAGUGUAAAAGAACGUGCACCUGUUAGUCCAGAAAGGAGACGAUUUUUAGCUGGUAGUGGUUUUACUGUGAAAGAAAAAUGUUAUGAUAUGAAUGAUUUUCUGUCAUUGAUGGAUGAUGUUAUAUAUCCAGUGAAGAAAAAUAAGGAAAAGAAAGGUUUUGACGAGAAAGAAAGAGCUUUAUUGCGUUUAAAUAGUUUCACGAAGAAAAAAGAUUCUCUAGAGGACUUGAUAGAAUUGGAAGAAGAAGUAAGAUCAGAGGAUAAAUUUGUUCAUCUCGAUAAAAAACCCAGUUCAACAAGAGCUCGCCCAUUAUUUAUACGUCAUAUUACUCCUCCGCUAAGGGGACGUGAAGUUUGGAAGGUACACCAAGAAAGAGAGGAAGAGCAACGGUAUAUGACUGCUAUGCAGUGCUUCCAUGGAACGGAUGCAAAAAGUGGUCAUAAACAGACAGGUUCAAACAGAUCGAGUGGUAAACGAGACAAUAAACCUGGGAAACAGAGAACAAGUAAACAGAAAGAUAGAGAUGUGAAAUUAGAGGAUUAUAAUGAAGACUCAACAAAUAACAAACAAACACGAAAAUUCAGUGUAGUUCCAGAUUUUAACAGUUUACCAAAAACUAUAAUUGACGCGCCAAACCAUGCACAAGCUAUAAUUGACGCGCCAAACCAUGCACAAGCUAUUGUCGAGGCACCGAUUUCGCAGCAUAUCUCCUUUAAAAGUCUUUUGAAAUCCAGUGCAGCAAUGAAAGAUAAUCAAACGUUGAACACAGCCGACUCUAUACCAAUUCAAAAAACAGCUUUGAGCAAAGAAACAAAUUUUACUGUGAAUAAAAACUACAAUAAAAAUGUACGCAUUCAUUCCGCACGAAAACAACCGGCUAGAACAUACUCUCAAAUGCAGCUAAACGUUAGUGGACGUUGUUUCUCUGUGUUUGUUCCAAAAUUUUCUAAGAACCAUUUAAAGACGUAG